CGAGAAGAGUCAAACAUGAAAAGGAAGAAGGGGUUAGGUUUCCCACCGCCACCCCUCUCUUCGAGCGGGCGUGGCGAAUGGCAGGUCCCAAGGCCGCAGCUUCCGCCGGCGCCGGUGGCUGGGCUCGCCUCUGCCCUGGGUCGUGGGGUCCUUUUUGGCACCAAGGCCGCAGCAUUCAUGAUGAACGUAAUUCAGAUUGUUCGUGACCACUGGGUACAUAUACUUGUGCCUGUGGGAUUUGUCCUUGGAUGUUAUCUAGACAAAAAGAACGAUGAAAAGCUAACUGCCUUCCGGAACAAGAGUUUGUUGUUUAAAAGAGAAUUGAGACCCAAUGAAGAAGUCACCUGGAAGUAAAGGCUGUGACUGAAAUACAGAAUGUUCACAUUUUAAAAAUUGGGAGAGAAAUAAAAACACAUUCAUUAUUUAA
Messenger RNA from Felis catus (domestic cat), 427 nucleotides. It is a transcript of the gene NDUFB1, whose product is annotated as NADH:ubiquinone oxidoreductase subunit B1. The transcript is spliced from 3 exons. Gene Ontology annotation, cellular component: mitochondrion. Lineage: Eukaryota; Metazoa; Chordata; Mammalia; Carnivora; Felidae. The record is from RefSeq and is a predicted model, not a curated record. Bases 16 to 354 code for a protein of 112 amino acids.